AUGUUUACGGUCGCAACACUCUGUUUGUUAUUUCUGGCUCUGAUUACAUCGUACGGACAUGGUGAAAGAUACACGAGGUUCGACGGAUCAACAUAUGUCACGUAUUCCUACAAAGGAGAGCAGCGAACUCUUCCAAACGACAUCCGUCUCGUGUUCCGAACGAUCAAACCUUCUGGAAUACUUUUACACGCGACCAGCGGCGGAGACGACUUCAUAACCCUUGAGCUCCUGCGUGGAAAAAUCAGGUAUGUAAGCCUGUUAGGUAGUUUCCACUUAUCUAAGUUAACAUCUUGGUCUGUUCUCUCGGUGAAGUGGGAUGUUGAUUAUUUUUUUUAAAGCAAGAGCGACAUUCGUCAAAUGUCUUUGGAAACUGUUCAAUAGGGAGCCUAACCUAAACUUGGCACAGGCGCAUAAGUGUUUUAUUCAACGCGCUUAGGUUAAGAGCGGAGUAAACUUCCAAGGCUACUUAUAAAACAAGGCUAUCCGUUUAUCUUUUUUAUAAGCAGGAGACUUCAUUUUAUGCACGUAAUAAUUAUUGGUAAUAUUUGGUCGAAUUUGUGCAGGCCCACGCUGGGAAAUUGUAAAAAGAAAAUGAAAUUAUUCUGAUAAAAUAGGGAUAAAAUAUUUAGUUGAAAAUUUCAUUACUCCGCCUUAUCAAAGGCGAGCAGUCUUUGGUUGAAAGAGAGGAUUAAGAAACCCUGCAUGGCGUGCAUCAAUCCAUGGCAAAAGAAUAAAAACGCUUGUACAUAAAAUCCAAGUAGUUAAUAAAGACAGACUGAUCAUCCUUUGUUUGUUGGAAGGUUUGAAAUGUAAGCUUGUUUUACAUCAAAUUCAUACAACAUCGGUCGUGAAAUUUUUAUAAAGAAGAGUGGCCCGGAUCGACUGAUAGUGUUUUACGGUUUUGCCGGAAAGAAUUUAUUUUCAUUACUUUUGAUUAGUUCGUCAUGGAAUCGAAUUUCAUUUGAUUUUCUAUAUUUCCGUUUACUUUAUUUACGUCAGUUUGUAAGCUGUAAAAUCAAAAAACGUCUCACUGGUAAGUCUCGGUAAUUUGUUUUUUGUGGCUUCUGUGUCAGGGAUCCCUGCUGUGAGUUAUUCACGUUUAUCCAGAUUUUUUACGUCGAUCCGUUACUUUUUCUAUGUACUCUUUUCUAAACCUAUAAACCCCUCAUGUAAGUAGCUACAAACUAUUACAGUCGUCAUUUCAACAUUAUGACAGAAACUGUUUCACCAGGAGGGUAAUUACAAAGAGAGAUGAAUUGUGUGUACUCGAAGAAAGCCACUCUGGCUGCACCUGCAAUAACUUAGGUAUACGCAGACGCAGUUCAGUUAGUACAUCAUAAAAUAUUUAUGUCGACUGUCCUGUUUUCUUAAUGUAAGUCACAAGACAAUGCUACAAUCAAAGAUAACUAUUUUAUAAAGUCUGUUUUUAAAAGCAGUGAGUGCUAAUCGCAGCUCGUAACACUUAAUUUAUAACAAAUCAUCGCGAACUGAGAGUUAAAUCGGCGCCACCGUUGACAAAAUCCUUGGGUAUUCUUUUACUCUAAGGUCGACCAGUAUGCUCUGUACUAAUGCAUGUUUUAAAUUGAAAACAAACCGAAUUUCGAGUGUCACCUCCCGUUACUGAAAGUUUUUCUUCUUUCCGUGGAAUGAAGUCUACAAUGAAUUGUGUCUUUGAGGGAAAUUUUGCUCAAUGGAAUUAUGUUGUUUAGUGUUAUCUGAUGGAUAUUUUGGCCUCCAAAGCAGUUUUCAAGCUGUAUACAGAGGAAUUACGCAGGAUUUUCCUAACUUUGCAUAAGUUAUCAGUUCAAUCAAGUAGAUUUGUAAGAUUCUAGAAACCUCUAGAGUUCAUAGAGAGACGUGUUGUCUUUAAACUUUCAGUUAAUCAUAUUAAAUUUUAUUGAGACAUACAAAUAUAUUAUUCAUGUUCAAAACAUUAAACGCAGUGCCACCUAGUUUUUCUGACCUAACCUAAAAAUUUCUGUUACAUCGGUAGCGAUCUCAAACAAUAAUCCAGGUGAACAUUUUUUGAAAAAGACUGCCUAUACUCGAUCAAAAUUUGAUUCAAUUUUUUAUAUAACAUUCUCGAAAACUGGGUACGAUAUGAAUGCAUCAAUUUCCUAAGUUGUUUCAGAAUUUUCAAGAUUCGCUUUUAUUGGUGGAAUUAUAUAAGAAUUUGUACCUCCCUAACAUGACGAUAAAAAUGAUAUUUUUGGUCUUAUGUGCAUCUCUGGUCUAAUGAUAUCACUGUUCAGAUCUAAUUUAAUAGGAUAUGGAUCUACAGGCACUAGAACAAAUUUGCAAUCAACAAUACCGGUAUUUUCACCACGCUUUUAACAGGUGGUGGCUCCAAAAAUCGCCUUAGCGAUUCUUACUAAUAUUAAUAAUGGUGUGUUUUGUUUAUUUUUGAGGUCAAAAUCUUAUGGAUUCUUCUGAGAAAACUGAGAUGAUGACGAUGUGAUUGAUGAUAGUUAUUUUGAUUCGUAAAUAAUUUUGUCUCAGUUGAUUCAAUUGUCCUUUUCCCACUUGAUAGGUAUUCGAUGUCUGACGGGAGUAUGCAGAAUAUGACUACUGGAAUAGUUUCUAGUAAGUAUUUUGAAAAAGUCGUUGAUAUGGCGAAUAACGAAUGGCAUCAAGUGGAUUGGACGAAACAGACAACUAAUUCGUGGAUCCUUUACGUUGACGCCUCAAAAGAAGAGAUCAAAGUCCCUGGAUUUCACUCCAGGACUUUUGCAGAUCAGACGAUUUACCUGGGCGGUGUUGACGUUGAUAGGAUAAAGUCAAGGCACCUACUUUUAAGCGACCGUGAUUUUGUUCCCUUUGAGGGUUGUCUCCAAGACGAACAUGUGACUGUAGACGACCUAAUGCUGCAUAAUUUCACGAGAGUAGGAAACGGAACUUUGCCAGACUGCAAUGAUACAACGGAGGAGUAUGACCCAGUUACUUUUAAAAAACCUGAGUCCUUCAUGAAGAUCGAUGUUCCCAGUGUAGACGCUGUCAAGUACAGUGUAAAGUUCCGCACUCAUGAUGGCGAAGGGAUUUUAUUAUUUGAGAGGAUAACGAAAGCAAAUGGUGCUAAGAUUAACGUCUCUCUAACUGGUGGUAGCAUUAAGCUACGUGUGACAUUUGCAAAGAAAGAAUCUCCCGUCAUUCUUCAUGGUGGUGCUAAUCUUGACGACGGAAUGUGGCAUUCUGUUUCUGUUGAUAUCAGCAUACGACGAGUAAGUCUGCAGGUUGACUCUGACUUCGCGUCUUCCCGAAGCGGGAGUUCGCAAGGAACAUUUUUAAGCAGCUCCGAAGUCUUUGUCGGAGCAGAUAAUCAAGGCAAGUUCGGCUUUGUAGGAUGUAUGCGCGAUUUCAUGGUGCAAGGACAGAAACUCAACUGGACAGAUGAAUACAAAUCCCAGAUAGGGGAGAAAGACAUGAAAAAGUGUUCUUUGUUAGACCUGUGUAUACCUAAUCCAUGUCGGAAUGGUGGAAGAUGCUCCCAGGCCAGGAACAAAACAAUUUGUCAUUGCGCGGCUACUGACUUUAAGGGUCCAAAAUGCGAGACACCUUCCUUCUUCAUGCAGACAUGCGCUGAUUGGUGGAAAGCUGGGAAGAGAAGUAAUGGAUACUAUAGGAUAAAUCCUCGUCAUUUAAAACCUUUUUCCGUUUAUUGUAAUAUGACGAACAUAGAAGGGCCUUCAACUGUAAUUUUUCACACUCAAGACAGAGUUCGUGUUAAAGCUGCUCAAUAUAAAACUGGCGGAAAAUACCGUCACGUCAUCAAAUACGCAACUACUAACAUUAGGAACAUAAAUUAUCUUAUAACAAGUAGCACUCAUUGCAGACAAUACCUAGCAUACCAUUGCUACAACUCAGUCCUUUUUGACUCGCCUAAAAAGUUUAAUCUCCAGUCUGGUCGUGGGGCAAGAUGGGUGUCACGUGACGGAAAAUUACAAGAUUACUGGUCGGGUGCCGCGCACGGGAGUAUGAAGUGCGCGUGCGGUAUGAAUCAAACUUGUGUAGAACGUUCUAAAGCCUGUAACUGCGAUACUCUUGACAAUAAAUGGCACGACGAUGGCGGGUAUUUGACAAAUGUAACGAGCCUUCCCGUCAAAUCCUUAAUAUUUAGUGUUGAUGGAACCAACGUGAAAUCUCGGUACGUACUUGGUAGUCUUGAAUGUUACGGGUCGACAACCAAGAGGACAACAACUACUAUCGUUCCUGUUAGUGACACUCUAGGUACACCACAACCAUCCACUAAAAGUCUAACAAAGUCUCCAAGCACCAUUUCUUCCACCGCCUACAAGCCUCUCCUUUCAAAAGAAGAUGGAAUAAGCACCUCGAGAGCACCGUUAGGAGAAGAAGUGUUUUCCUCCACAGCAUCCACCAGCGCCUUAGAAGUGAACAGUCCUGCCACUCCCGAACCAACUAAUGACAAAGUUGACAUUGUGGUUAUCGAAACUCCAAAAAAGUAUAUAACAAUCCGAGAAAACGCCAAUCAGGAACUCGUGCUAAUUAUUCUGAGUGUUAUACUUGCCAUUUUUGUGAUUGCUAUUGUUGUGCUUCUCGUCAAACAAAAUUUAUUUUUACCUUGCAAGUGCAAGUGCUUAAAAGCACCUCUGUACCACGAUGUGCGCCAUAUGGAUGUUAUAGAGCUUGGCCCACCAAGUCCUACCUACGCUGAGACAGAACCGGAGCCGAUUCAACAGUUUGAGACAAGUCCCUAUCAAACGAGAAAUUAUGAUAUUGGAUCAUCUCAUGACUGUCAUGAAAUGUCAUCUCCAGAACUGUACAGUGAUGCUGAGACUGACAGACUUGACAUCAGCAACGGAAGCUGUUCGGGGAUUUCGGAAAAUGCCGAUGUUGAAAAAGAUAAGCCCGAGAAAAACAUUGAAUACGAAGAUAUCGACCUCGGGGUCAUUGACUUUGUUCCAAGCCUUACCUCCAGAAAGCAGCUUAGCACAGAAGAGAAAUUCAAAAAGCUUACGGAGGUCAUUUUAGACGUUCUGUCUGCGUCAGACGUCAGAGCUAAUCAUAGCGACAGAAAGGAAAAUCCCUUAAGCCCUAUUAAGCCAAAAGACGUAGACCUUCGUGAAUCAAGUUUUGAGUUUUCUCAAUCGCAUCUGCCCGCAAAUGAACAGUUGCUGGAUUCGGACAAUGAUUCUACUGCUACAGUUUCAGAGUUAAGCUCAGAUCAAGAACUCUUUAAUGGAGAUCAGUGUGCAGAAAACUAUCCAUGCGAUAAGGGAACUCCUUGCAGUCGUGAUGAGUGCAAUGAAUCUUCUAAGGAACACACUAUCGAGAUUUAUAAGCCAUCACGAGAAAGAGGAAUAAGCCGAAACAACUGGAUAUCGUCCGAUCCACAUGACAAUUAUCUAUCUUUGGACGUAGACAACCUUGAGGACGAUACUCUCGAGGCGCAGCCUUUAAGUUCAGCUUUGAGUGGCUACGAUUACAAAGAAGAGAUUCCCACUGAAAUAGAUAUUAUGUCUCCUUGCGCGGGGAAUGAAAAUUAUCGUCCUGCCUCUUGCGACGGAGGAGGAAAUGAAGUGAUAUUUCAUAGGGAUGAUAAACGAAAGCACAGUUCGCCGCGUUCGCGCUUAUUUUCCCGCCAAAAAAGUGAAGAGGAAGCGCUACUUCCCUCAAAGCAAGCAAAUGAAACGCAGGAGAUAGUAAGCGAUCGCUUCCGCGAAAACAUUCAAAGGCACCAUAGCGGCUUUUCAAAUAGCUUUUACCGGCAACCACAUCAGCAGCAGAACGCAUCAGCUUGCAAAAAGCAGCCUGAAAACGGCCAAACCAAAGAGCGCAGAAUAAAUUCGUCGAAGCAAGUGCAUGCACAAAAAUAUGAGACCGAACUAUAG
Pocillopora meandrina is the source of this 5846-nucleotide messenger RNA. The record is from the annotation of a GenBank genome assembly. Lineage: Eukaryota; Metazoa; Cnidaria; Anthozoa; Scleractinia; Pocilloporidae.